Talaromyces stipitatus ATCC 10500 is the source of this 2109-nucleotide messenger RNA. RefSeq names its product mRNA splicing protein Yju2. The record is from RefSeq and is a predicted model, not a curated record. Bases 136 to 951 code for a protein of 271 amino acids. The transcript has 3 exons. Gene Ontology annotation, cellular component: U2-type catalytic step 1 spliceosome. Lineage: Eukaryota; Fungi; Ascomycota; Eurotiomycetes; Eurotiales; Trichocomaceae. Gene Ontology annotation, biological process: mRNA splicing, via spliceosome.
GCCACUUCAACUACUUUACCACACUCGCUGCAUCAGCCCACAAACCAGUGUGCAGUUUAACUCCUGUCUCCUUCGGAUCGCAUCUUCUCCCAUCCUAUACUCGGUUAAAAACCGCAUUCAGGCCACGAAGCCACCAUGUCUGAGCGUAAAGUCUUGACAAAGUACUAUCCCCCGGAUUUCGAUCCGUCGGCCAUCACACGAACCAAGAAGGUCCCGGGUGUGAAGCAGAAACUAUUGACUGUCCGUUUGAUGGCGCCUUUCUCAAUGCGCUGCACCAGCUGUGGUGAAUACAUUUACAAAGGCCGCAAAUUCAACGCUCGAAAAGAAACAACUGAGGAGAAAUAUUUGUCUAUCGCAAUAUAUCGAUUUUAUAUACGUUGCACGCGAUGUUCGGGUGAAAUCACCUUCAAAACUGACCCCAAAAAUAUGGACUACGUCUGCGAACGCGGCGCAAAGCGAAACUUUGAACCAUGGAGAAACACCCAAGCAGACAACUUAAACGAAACCGAGGAAGAAACAUUAGACCGCUUAGAGCGCGAAGAGAAUGAGGAACUCGAACAACUCGAACGCGACAAGAUGGCCGAACUAGAAGAAAAAAUGCUCGACUCCAAGCGUGAAAUGGCCGUUGCCGAUGCUCUUGAUGAAAUUCGUACAAGGAACGCGCGCAUUGAGAGGGGUGAAGCUCUCGGGGAGGAUGUUGCUUUAGCAUAUGUCAAGGAUGAGGCUGAAGAGGCGAGAUUGCGGGCCGAGAAGGAAGAUGAAGAGAUUGCCCGUCGAGCUUUUAUGACUUCAACGGGGCAGAAAGUUAAACGAUUAGUUGAGGAUGAAGAGGAGACUGCGGCGAAGACGGCUGAAACCCCGGCUCCUGCAAUGUCGUUUGCAAAAGCCAGGAAGCCGAAAAAACCAUUCAACGCAGGCUUGGGUAUCAAGAAGAAAGCAUCGUUGGUCUAAUCUCAUGUAUAGUUACUUCGGCCGUUGUGGCGUUUAUAUUUGCAACGAUAUAGCUAUUAUCGUCAUCUGUAUUCUCUUUUUCUCCUAAAAGUGAUGGGGACACAUUCACAUAUCUACGUACGUUCUACUUUCAAGUUAUUGCAAGAAGAAAUUAUUGGUGGGCUAAACCGAGUAGUAUGACCGAAUUUAGCUACACAUACAUGAAUGAAUAGAUAAAAAAGUAAGCAAGAAAAACAAUCAUUAACCAGAUUCAUAAGAAAUACCCAAGACCGCUCCCAUAAUCCCAAACGCCCUUACUGAGAUGAUGAACAGUGUGGUAUAGAAAAGAAACAUGAAAUAAGCUGCAGUAAACAGGACACAACUGAGAUACGUGCACAGAUCAUCAACUCUUAUGAAAUAGCCCAAUGAAAAACUGUCAUAACACGCGCCGAGAGAAAAAAAAUCCACCCAUUCUUUAAAAGGCAUGAAACCCGACUACAAGUAUGGCAUCCAAAGAGCAUCAGCAGAAGCCAGAGAUUGAGGAUUGACGGCCUUCGAGAUAAGAUCAAUAGUAGUUUGGUUGGCAGGCAAAUUACCCUCUGGAGGACUGGCCAGGCUAACAGCACGGUUAACGAUAAUACCGCUAUUGCUCUGGACUAGUUCGCGUAGCUGGUUCUCCGAGACGUUUCCACGAUGAUGAGCUGUAGCCCAGAAAAUCAUUUCUUCACGCACAAAAAGACUGAGCUGUUGCUCCAAUUCGUGACGUGGUUCUGUAAGGCAGCGAGCAAUUGCCAUAAGGGCACAGGCAAAGACACCUUCAGUAGCAAUAGGUCCCAUCAAGGUCUGGAUGUUUGGCGUCAGGCGGAAAGGAACCUGUUCGGGGUUAAAGAAGAAGGCCUUGGUUGGAUUGAUGCUUGGGAUCAGCUCAGAGCCCCAUAUAUCGCCCGUAGCGCGAGAGAUGGAAAUCUUGUUGGGAUACCGGUUGCCAAUGUGCAUGACAUAGGUCAUGAAACAGAUUGCGGCAUACUGGUACGAGAAUUGGCGACGGAACAGCCAGAAGUCCUCGUAGUUGGGGUAGGUCUUCUGGAAAUAAUCCAGCAUAACCGUAUUGGGAACCCAUUUCUCCUGGAUAGCAGUAAGAAUUUCCGUGCGAAGGACAUGCUGCUGCUCAAUAGAACG